Molecule: messenger RNA, 699 nt
Organism: Penicillium bovifimosum
Lineage: Eukaryota; Fungi; Ascomycota; Eurotiomycetes; Eurotiales; Aspergillaceae
Exons: 1
Coding region: 1-699 (232 amino acids)
Molecular function (GO): 4-hydroxyproline epimerase activity
Source: RefSeq, a predicted model, not a curated record
AUGCCUUUCACCCGUACAUUGUCAGUCGUCGGAUGCCACGCUGAAGGCGAAGUCGGCGAUGUGAUCAUCGGCGGCGUCCUCGAUGUCCCAGGCAACACAAUGUACGAUAAACUAGUUCACUUCCUGAACGAGAAAGACGAUAUACAUCGGCUCUUACUCAACGAACCUCGAGGCCGAUCCUCAAUGAACACGAACUUGAUCCUACCCCCUUGUGAUCCACACGCCGACGCCGGGUUCCUGAUCAUGGAAAGCGAGGAAUACGCCCCCAUGUCCGGAUCCAACACUAUCUGCACCACCACAGUGCUAUUGGAGACAGGCAUGGUUCCUAUGAAAGAACCUCUCACUCAAUUGAACCUAGACACAGCUGCCGGGCUGGUCACCGUAAGAGCAGAAUGCGAAGCGGGGAAAUGCAAGCGCGUGGCAUUCGACAAUGUACCCGCCUUUGUGUUCAGACUCGGCUACCAAGUCCUUGUCCACGGGAUUGGCGAGAUCUUCGUCGAUAUUGCCUGGGAGGAAUGGUGUACGUGCUUGUGGAUGCUGCCUCCGUCGGGCUCGAGAUCAAGUCCGAGUAUAGCACGCUCCUACACCCCUGUUCAUCCGGACAAUCCUAGAAUCAGAGGAGUCGCUAUCCUGGAGUUCACGGGGCCUCUUGUAGAAGAGGGUGGUUGCAAGGCUGCUCUCAACACUGUCGUCGUAUGA